Molecule: messenger RNA, 1781 nt
Organism: Xenopus laevis (African clawed frog)
Lineage: Eukaryota; Metazoa; Chordata; Amphibia; Anura; Pipidae
Exons: 9
Coding region: 316-1563 (415 amino acids)
Source: RefSeq, a predicted model, not a curated record
AUAGGGCUUCAUUCUACGUCAGGGGAAUGUUGUAACGUGACUUAAAGGAAUCAACCUUCCUUAUUCUCCUCCAGCCUGUAUUGCACAGACAGACACUGAGCUGGUGCACGAGUGAGGAAUCAAUGGCAGCAGCAAACUUCUGAGAUUGUAUCCUUCUACAAUCAAAUCUGUAAAUGACCCUUCUGCUGGCCAUUUGACAGAAUGAUCAACCCCUUGUAAAAAAAAUAUUCAGUGAAAGUAACUUGCAGAGCCAUGUGGUCAUGUACAUUCUGCUUAUGAGGGGAAGGUGAAAUGGAAAAACUAUGAAAUGGCACAAUGAGCAGAAACGUCUCUGUAGGUUUCUUGUAUGUCUGCAUAUACAUACUGCUGCAAGAGGAGCAAGCAUGGGGCUGUAAUCUGACAUCUGUUAAUUUCCACACCACUUUGGAAUGGCAGAUGGAAGAAUCAGACUGUGAUAUUCAACUGUAUAACGGUUUCAAUUGGAAUUCCAUAUCUGAGGUACCAGUUUGUAAAGAUGGUUCCUGCAAAGUUAACCUCUCCUGGCAAACGCUUGAUAUUUACAAUACUUACCAGGCAAAGGUGCAAUGUCCCCCUGGUUCCAUGCGACUCACCUGCACUACACCGACACUUCAACCUUACAAAGAUGUGAUCCCUGGUCCCCCGCUGUUAAAUGUGUCUCUUGAAGAUGGGAAGUUACAUAUGUGCGUGUCCCUUCCUCUUGCCCCAGGAAUUACACCGAAUAGCCCCCCACAGCCCAUACAAAGUAUUAAGAGAAAAUUGCAGGACCUCAUUCUUACUGUUACUACCGGGAAGCAUACCUAUUGCAAUGAGCUUAUAAAGCUGACUAAUGAAUCGCACUGUAUGGACUGCAAAGAUUUACUACCAGAUGCAGAGUACUGUGCCACUGCAGACUUUUACUAUUACCCUGAAAACAGUGCAACAAAGUGCUUCAUCAGUAGGGACUUGCACAGACAAACCUUUGCAGUUAAAGUCGCCUCUCUGAUUGUGAUCAGCGUAAUUGUCUUUUUGCUAUGGAUAUCCAAGAUCCUCGUUUCUACUCAAAAACCUAAAGUCUUGGAAUUUCCUCAUCAUUUUCCUCAUACUCUGUUGCUAAUACAAAAUCCGGUUAUCAUUGAUUCUUUGUCCCUGAUGCCAUUGAAGUGGGAUAAGGGACCUUCCAAAUCAACAUUUGUCAGAUAUGAACGAAAUGGUUUCCUUGAGCCACUCGAUCUGGUUUCAGAAGAAGAAGCGGACGACACAUGGGGAUCUUCCAGGGAGAGUUCUGAGUGCAGCGUAACUAGUUCAACUGCCAGUGAAGAGGAGACAGCACAAUCAUUCACUCCUAUCCCAGAGGAAUGGAGCAGCCUUCCAAACAUAAACCUCAACUCCAUCCUGGUAAUGGAUAAAGAGAGGAAUCUAGAAGGACUGCUUGCCGAUGGAAAGCCAGGUGAGACAGAGAAGGAUGAUGAGUCUGUAGCAGAGAGCUCAGAAUUGGGGGACAGUGAUGAAGAGGAGAACUGUGAGAAGCAGCUGCAGCAUUUCUCUGGUUAUGUGCGGCGGUGAAACAGACCCAAUAUUUCUCAAUCCUAUGCAUUAAACUGGGGAUAUUAACUUUUUUUCCAAAUUCGUUUGUUGAGUUAACUUUUCACUCACAAAAACAAAUUGAACACGUUAAACAAUUAGUCCAAUCCAGAAUACCUAGUGCAUCAUUGAACACACAGCUGUUUAGAUAACAUGUCUUACUGUAACAAGUCAGUACUACCAUAAAUAGUUUCUCUUAA